AUGGGCCGCGCGGAGGCUGGCAGUACAAAGGCCAUCGGCAACAAGAUCAAAAGCAAAGGACUGGGUCGCCUUCGAUGGUUUUGCCAGGCAUGCGAGAAACAAUGUCGAGAUGAAAACGGGUUCAAAUGUCACACUAUGACUGAGGCGCAUGUCCGACAGAUGAUGAUCAUUGGUGAAGACCCGCGCAAGCACAUCAGAGAAUUUAGUCGCGAAUUUGAGCGAACUUUCCUCGAUACCCUCAGAACCACGCAUGGAACAAAACCCAUCAACGUCAAUCAUUUCUAUAAUCAGAUUGUGGCCGAUAAGCAGCACAUUCACAUGAACAGUACAGAAUGGAAAAGUUUAUCACAGUUUGCGGCAUACCUAGGCCGGGAGGGAAAAUGCCGUGUUGAGGAAACUGAGAAGGGCUUGGUCAUCGCGUGGAUUGAUAACAGCCCAGACACACUUCGCCGCCGGGAGGCUAUCUUAAAGAAAGAACGCCAGGAGAAGGGAGACGAAGAACGAGAACAACGCUUGAUUCAGGACCAGAUUAAGCGAGCCCAGCAAGCGGCGAUGGCCAGCGCUACGAACAACGCAGAUGCAGAACCCGAGGCAAGAUUGUUGCAGAGGAAGGAAGGAGAAAAGAUGACCUUGAAUCUUGGUCUUGGCUCGAAGAAGACAGAUACGAAGCCUGCGUCGCCUCCCACAACAGAAAAGACCACAGUAUUGCUGGAAGACACAGAUGCACCGACAGGAAGCACCGACUCUCCCGCUCCGUCUGCGCCUGCCGCACCAGUCAAGAUUUCGAUGUCAAUGGGCGCACAAAAGCCAAAGAACGUGUUUGCUAUGGCCAAGAAGAACCCUUUGGCCGGGAAGAAGGGCUCUAUUUUCGCGGCUCCUAAGAAGAUGACUGAACAGGAAAGAAUUAUGAGGGCCGAGAUGGAGGCAAUGGAGCGAAAGCGAUCUCGUCCAGACUCUGGUUUCACGAAUAAGCGACCAAAGAUCACUUAA
Messenger RNA from Penicillium concentricum, 990 nucleotides. Its product is annotated as putative C2H2 finger domain protein (Kin17). Bases 1 to 990 code for a protein of 329 amino acids. NCBI's taxonomy places the organism in Eukaryota, Fungi, Ascomycota, Eurotiomycetes, Eurotiales, Aspergillaceae. Gene Ontology annotation, cellular component: nucleus. Gene Ontology annotation, molecular function: double-stranded DNA binding. The record is from RefSeq and is a predicted model, not a curated record. Gene Ontology annotation, biological process: DNA damage response; DNA replication. The transcript is spliced from 4 exons.